AAUUCUGCUUCAAUCCCCAAUCCCCCGGCGCAGUCCAGUCUCCUCCCUCCCCUUGGCGCAGCGCAUCAGCCAGCCAGCCAGCAACGGCGCCGGAGCGAUGCGGCCCCCCACCCGCAGCGAGUUCGGCUUCUCCGUCGCCGGCAAGCGCAAGCGCUCGCCGGAGUUCCCCUGCGUGUCGCGCUUCCGGCAGCGGCGGCUCAUCUCCUUCCUCGGGCACCACAACUUCAACCGCACCGUGGAUGUGUUGGUGACCCAGACGGACGUGUUCCUGUGCCUGAAGCACCUGGCCGAGCUGGUGGACGCGGGCUCCUGGGACAAGGCCAUCGACUACCUCUCCCGCUUCCUGCCGUCCGACCGCCCGCUCGGCGUCCACGGCCGCGCCCUCUUCCACUACCUCCGCGUGCACAAGGCCAUCGACGACGUGCUCGCCGGAGCCCCGGAGGCCCGCUCCGUCACCACCGCCCUCGACCAGUGCAUCAUCCGCCACCCCACCAAGAGCCACGCCCUCACCAGGCUCCGCGCCAUCUUCUCCUCCCUCCUCUGCUCCAAGAGAUACAGGGCUGUCCUGGACAUAGGGCGCGUGAGGCACAAGGCUAAACUGACUAUCGUCGACUUGGUUUGUAAGACUCCAGAGUUGAAAGACCAUAUGCGACCCGCCCGCGGCUCAAUGGAACCCCAGAACGUGCUUCCCAUUGGCUUCGGCUACGCUUGUUUCCGUCCGAGGCGCCACGUGAAGAAACGAGGCGGCCGGAUCCCGGCGUCUGUGCUUGGCAGGCUUUAUCUUGAGAAGAAGAAGAACAUGCUGCCUUCUUUGACUUCAGACGAUCACUCCCAGGGGUUAACUCGUGAGUCACUAAUUAAGGCGAAGGAAUGGCUUGUGGAUCUUGUUGAGAUAAGUUUGGAAGCCGGCAAGAUGAGUGAAGCGGAACUGACUCAAUCAGCCUCUAACAAAGGUGGUCCGGUUACUCCAGUCUCACGGACUAAUCUUGCUACCUUCAAAGUGGUUACUAAUCGUACAUUAUUCCGCAAGGCAAAAGAAUGGAUGGUAUAUUUUACAGAGGAAUGUUUGAAAGCUUGGCCAGACGCGAGUCAAGAUGAUCUUCCUCAACUUUUCUGCAAGGAUGGUGAUCCUGAUGGCACAGUCCCCCGUACAGUGCCUGGUAGCUUGACUAGUCUUGCUGAAAAUUCAGCGAUUGCAUCAGUCAAAAAGCCAGAUGCUCUAUUCUCGCAAACCAUGCUUGGUACCUUGACAAAUCCUGCUGAAGACUCUGGGAUGUCAUCAGUGACAAAUGCAGGUGCAUAUAAACCUUUGAGUGAAGAAUACUUUUCCAGUUCAAGGAAGAAUCCAAGGAUGGAACUGGCAACUAUUAGGCAAGAUUUUGAUCCAAAAAGGCGACGGACAACUCUGACUUCGCAGAUUGAAACCGGAACUGAAGAUCAGCAAGCAACAUGAGUGUCUAACUGAAUGGUAGCAUCGACUGUACCAGCUGCUGCUUUUGCCUUUGCGAAGACGGUCAAUUAGCUACCUACUGGUGUUACUUGACGUUAAGCUACUUGUUAGGGGCUUGCGAGUCUUGUGUAUCUUCUUGUUAUGUUAUUUCUUCUAGUUCCUACCUCCUACUAUCAUUAGGGCAAGUGAACCAGAUCUAUGUGUGUGUAAGCUGCAGUCUGAAGUGUGUGAGAACUGAAAAAAUCGAGACCUGGAUCUUGUUUUGUUAAGUGUGAGUACAAUUUCUUAAAAUUUC
This is a messenger RNA of Triticum aestivum (bread wheat), 1745 nucleotides long. RefSeq lists its product as uncharacterized. The transcript is spliced from 14 exons. Bases 98 to 1453 code for a protein of 451 amino acids. The record is from RefSeq and is a predicted model, not a curated record. NCBI's taxonomy places the organism in Eukaryota, Viridiplantae, Streptophyta, Magnoliopsida, Poales, Poaceae.